UGCUUGAUGACGUAUACAGGAAAUGUAAACAGGUUCCACAACUGUCUCAAUGAACUGAUUUUUGUCAAUCGUUUAUUUCUCCUUUCCGAAGCCAAUUUUCUACCGGUCAAAGUAAUGCAAACGUGGAGUCUCGUAUCCAUUUGCGUUUUGCUUGGCGUUGUUGUGAGAUGGGGAGUGUCGUUAAAUUCUUAUUCAGGCGCGGGGAAAGCCCCCAUGUUCGGCGACUACGAAGCCCAAAGGCACUGGCAAGAGGUGACCUACAACCUCCCUCUCCAGGACUGGUACUUCAACACCACUGACAAUGACUUGAACUACUGGGGUCUUGACUACCCUCCUCUUACUGCCUACCACAGCUGGAUCUGUGCUUAUGUAGCCAAGAUGAUAAACCCCGAAUGGGUGGAGCUCCACAAAUCCAGAGGUUAUGAAAGCCCAGCACACAAGUUAUUCAUGAGAGCUACAGUCCUGGUUGCAGAUUUGUUGAUAUACAUCCCUGCUGUGGUUUUAUACUGUUUAUACCUGAUUGAUGCAUCCUCUAAGAAAAAGGUUUCCAUUCUGUUUUGCUUCCUGCUCUACCCAGGACUAAUUCUCAUUGACUAUGGCCAUUUCCAGUACAAUGGAGUGAGCCAGGGCUUUGCUCUGUGGGGGGUUCUGGCUCUGGGUCUGGGCUGGGAUGUGUUGGGAUCCAUGGCCUUCUGCCUGGCUCUCAACUACAAACAGAUGGAGCUGUACCACGCUCUGCCCUUCUUCUGCUACCUGCUGGGGAAGUGUGUCAAAUUGGGUCUGAUGGGGAGAGGGCUUUUCUUGUUGGUGAGAAUUGCUGUAACAGUGUUGGUGACUUUUGCCCUGUGCUGGCUGCCCUUCCUGUCUGACCCCAACUGGGCCUUGCAGGUGGUCAGGAGGAUCUUUCCCGUGGCUCGUGGUCUGUUUGAGGAUAAGGUGGCCAACACAUGGUGCAGCUUGAACAUUCUGAUAAAGAUCAGAUCCAUUCUGUCUAGAGACUCUCAGCUCUACCUCAGUUUUGCCUUCACUCUCCUGGCAGUCCUACCUUCCGCUCUCAGACUCCUGACAAAGCCCACCUUCUGGCAGUUUAAACUGGCCUUGGCCAAUUCCUCCCUGGCGUUUUUCCUCUUCUCCUAUCAAGUCCAUGAGAAGUCCAUCCUCUUGGCUGCCUUGCCUGUCUGCCUCCUGCUGAAUGACCUGCCCCUCAUGGUUAUUUGGUUCCUGCAGGCCUCGACAUUCAGCAUGCUGCCUCUGUUUCUGAAGGAUGGUCUGCUGGUGCCCUACGUCGUGACCUCGCUGGCCUUCCUCUUCUUCAGCAUCUAUCUACUGUCUGCACUGGAGCACUGUUCAGAGGAUGAACUGAGACUGGGUGCCUACCAUAAGCUGUUUUUCUGCCUGCCCAAAAUGGACCUGGCCCAUAUAGUUAGAUGGAAGUUCUACAUAAGCAUUGCAGCCAUGGCUGGUUUGAGCAUUGUGAGUGCAGCUCUGGUCCCGCCGCCACAUCUGCCUGACUUGUUUCCUGUGUUGGUGUCCGCCACUGCUUUCCUGCACUUCUUGGGGACAUUUAUAUAUCUCAACAUUGUCCAGUUCAGUGGGCCACCCAGCAGAAGGAGCCAGAAGAAGAACAAUUGAACGAUGACAAACCUCAAAGUUUUGAACUACUUUUGCUUUAGGCAAGCCAGUGUCCCACACUGGGGUAUAUCUCCUCUUAAUGUGCAUGAGGCCUUCCACUUGUGCCAUCGUGUACCAAAUACAAAUAGCACAAGUGCUUAUUAAGGCAUCUUGUUGUCUAGAAAAUUUACUGUUCCACAAAAUGCCAAUUCAGAGAAGCUGUGACAUCAAUGUAACGGAAAGGCCAGUGGUAUUUUUCCAGUUUUGUGUCUAAGUCAGACUGAUUUUCUGAAAUUCCAAAAUGAAUAAAAGGUCACUCAAUUUAGCUUUCGCUCGUUAACCACAUGACCUAGUUCAUGUGAAAUAUACCUCUUUUCUAGAAUUAUUUUUGCCCGGACCAUUGAUAGUUCACACUUCAAAUUAGACUAUAGCUGGGAUAUUACAUUCAUUUUGGGACAUUACAAGUACACAUGUAGUAGACAAGCAAUGUACAGCUCACACAUUUGAGUCCAGAGAGCUCCCGUGCUCUAGCCACAGGAGGUGGCUUCAAUAAUGGGAACACCUGUUGUAAUGUUCAGAUAUUGUUAAGACCGUGUCGGAGAGGUGCUGAUUUAAUUGUGUGGUAAUGUUUAAAGCCAUAGUUGGUGGUGUUCGAUUUAAUGAGAUUGUGAGGGGUUCAUGUUAUUUUGUCCACCCUCGGUACCUACUCUGGGGACUGUGAUUAAAACACACAUCUGUUGGGACUGUACUCAGGUCUACUAGUAAUGGUUGUUCAUUAUCUAUUCAUGUGAUAUAGAUGUUUUUUUUUUUACCAUUUUCUACUGUAUAUUUUUAUCCAUCAUCGAAAUUAUUCUGUGCAAAGUUAGUUUUUGUGAAAAUA
Messenger RNA from Xiphias gladius (swordfish), 2491 nucleotides. It is a transcript of the gene alg6, whose product is annotated as ALG6 alpha-1,3-glucosyltransferase. The record is from RefSeq and is a predicted model, not a curated record. Gene Ontology annotation, cellular component: endoplasmic reticulum membrane. Gene Ontology annotation, biological process: protein N-linked glycosylation. Bases 7 to 1632 code for a protein of 541 amino acids. The transcript has 14 exons. Gene Ontology annotation, molecular function: dolichyl pyrophosphate Man9GlcNAc2 alpha-1,3-glucosyltransferase activity. Lineage: Eukaryota; Metazoa; Chordata; Actinopteri; Istiophoriformes; Xiphiidae.